AAUUACAUCAAAAAUAAUUUUAAUAAUGGAAGUUUAAUAACAGAAGUGUAAGACUUAUACUCUGAGCAAUGCAAACUGUCUUUGAAAUAAAUUAAGGAUUAUCUAAAUAAAAAAGAGAUUGUGAAUUGAAAAAAUUCAUAUUACUUAGUUUGCAAUAUUUCCAAAAUUGAUCUGCCGAAUCCCAGAUGACUUUUUUUUUGGCAGAAAUGGACAUGCUUAUCGUAAUUUUUUAACACUCUUCAUGCUAGUAUUUUUUUAUACUUUUAUGUGACUAGACCAUUAGUCAUAUUUUUAUAUGAAUAAAAGUCUACUUUUUAGUGAAAAAUGAUUUUUCUCAUUCUGGAAAACUAUCAUAGUCUAAUUAUAACGUUCAGCAUAGCAUAACUGAUUUGGUAAUUCAACACAUAAUUACUGAGUGACUGUUGUGUUUCAUACAAAACUAAGCUAUGAAAAUAAAAAAUAAUAGAAUUUGAUUCUUACCCUCAAAGUCUAGAGAGCAUAACUGAAUUAUGGCAUGGACUUAGAACUCAGUUAUCACUCUUAAAAUGUACUGUUUAUGCAGCCACCUGCAGAUAAUAAACUCUAAACGUCAGGUUUUCAUGUAUCAAAUGGAGAUCAAAGUGUAGUAGAUAUUGUCUAGUCACAUACAAAGUGUUAGAACAACCCAGAAAAGAGAGAGUGUCAUGGCAGUCUUAAGAGACAGAGGUCAGUGCUCAAGCCCCAUGUAGGGAUCCCUAAAUGCUGUAAAGCCAGCAUCUGCCUUCUAGCUAUUUGAUUAACGUAAGUUAAAUUUCUUGGAUAAGGGAUAGGGAUGAGGUGACUGCAGUUUAGAUUAACUCUGUAGAAUGCACUUGCAUAGGUAUUGAGAAAACCACUUUUUACAUAUGCAGAUUUCCAGUUAAUCUACUGGUCAUAAGCUAAUGGAUCCUACCAUUUUUCAUAUCUGAGAUUUCUGAGUUCUAUGUCCUACAAUGGUUUCACAGGUGGCUAGGUUCUCCUCCAUUAUUUCCUCUUGUAUGGUUUCAGCUGCAUUUUUCUCUGAUUUUAUUAUAUCAAUGAUCACAUCUCCAUCUACUCUCCAUUUUCCAGGAAUUAGUUGAAAAUUUUCAUCAACUGAUAGAACCCUGAGCCUCUGUGUGUUAUUGUUUUAGACUUAAAAUUUUUAUUCACUCAAUAGAAUUUUGGUGUAAUUUUAAAAGAAACAGGAGACAAAAAUCUAUGUUUGCUAUGUUGUAUUCAAUAGUGUUUCUGUACAACCUUAAUUUUAAAUUUGGGUUUUUUUUUUUCUUUUAUGCCACUGUCUUGAAUUAUUUUAACAUAGAGUUACUUCUGUUUCUUAAAUAUAUAUUUUUUAGUUCAGAAGUCCUCUGCAUAAUUCACGUUUUACCUCAGCUUAAUGUUAGUAUUAUAAAUCAUAUAAGAAAGGAAAUACCUGUCAGAAUUUUUAAAGUAUUAUCUAGAUAAUACAAUGCAUUUUGAGAGAAGGAUAAAAGACAUAGUACCCCUUUGUGUAUUGUUCAUAAUAAAAUUCCUUCAUUUUCUUAUUCUGUUUUCCAAAUAGCUAUUGCACUUUGGAGAAGAUGCUGGAAACUCACAGAGUUUCGGCCAGAGAAUGAAUGCCUGAACUGAAAGAGAAAGUGGAAGUAGCUUUUUAGAAGAAAAUGGUGAGAUAUCUUCUGUGAGAUUAAUAAAAGUUAAAAGCAUCUCAAAUUUAGGCAGAAAACUAAAGAAUGAGAACCUAUUGUAUGGUUAGUUAUUUCUUCCAUAUUAUACAAGUAUUCAAGAAAUCUGUUACCUUGAUUAAUAAGACUGAGCACAUUGGUUUUGUCAUUUAUUCAUGGAGGAAGUCCACCACCCACUUGGGGAGCAGAAGGAAAUCUGCCAUCUCAAUUUACUUAACUCCAGAAGUUUCUUUGCAGAAAUAUGAUUGUCCCUUCAGUGGAACAUCAUUUGUGGUCUUCUCUCUCUUUUUGCAUGUAGUCUGUUCUGUCAUCAAAACUGCUAGGACUUACCCGUUAGAACGCCCAUCUCCACUUCAGAGAUCUGUUUCUUUCAACUUUUCUACUGUUCAAAAAUUAUGUCCCGCCAAAGACUGGAAGGUGCAUAAGGGAAAAUGUUACUGGAUUGCUGAAACUAAGAAAUCUUGGAACAAAAGUCAAAAUGACUGUGCCAUGAAAAAUUCAUAUCUCAUGAUGAUACAAGACAUUACUGCUAUGAUGACUGCCUUUUUGCUGUACCUCCACAUGGCAUUUCUUCAAUGUGUGUACAUCUCUGAUGUCUCUGUGUGUCCAAAUUUCUUCUUCUUACAAGGACAUUGUCAGAUUGGAUUAGGGCCCACCCCAAUGGCCUCAUUGUAAGUUAAUUACAUCUUUAAAGGUUGUGUCUCCAAAUACAGUCACAUUCUGAGAUACUGGGUUAGGACUUCAACAAAUGAAUUUUGGAGUAGUACUAUUCAGCCAAUAGUAUUACACUCUCUGGGCCCCACAGUUCUUAACAAGGGUCAAUUAUAAAUGUGUAUGAACCAAGGCAAAGAAUGACAGAACUAAAAGGGAAAAUGGACAAAUUCAGAGUUGCAGCUGGACAUGUAAACACCUCUUUAAGUAACUAAACUAAUAGACAAAAAAAAAAAAGAUAGGAAACAGAAGAACUAAACAACACUAUUGACCAACCGGAUGUAAUUGACAUUAUAGGAAUCUCUAUCCAACAACAGGGAAUAUGCAUUAUUUUCAAGUGCACAUGAAACUUGCAUGUGGAGAUCAUAUUUGGAGACAUAAAAACUGCAAAUAUUUACAAAUAUAGGUAUCAUACAAAUGUACAUCUCAAAACAUAAAAUUAAACUUGAAAUUAAUAAAAGAAAGAUACUUGGAAAAUUCCUAAAUAUUUAUAAAUUAAACAGACUUUUAAAUAAUGUAUAGGCCAGAGAGGAAGAAUCAGGGGAAAUUUUUUAAAUGUGUUCUGAGUUGAAUAAAAAUAACAAUAUAGCACAUCAAAACUAAUGGAUUUUAGCUUAGGCAGAGUUUAGAGGGAAAUGUAUAAUAUUGAAUGCUUGUAUGUGAAAAAGAGAUAAUGUAGAAUUUAUAAUCCAAGCAUCUACUUGAAAAA
This is a messenger RNA of Sapajus apella (tufted capuchin), 3102 nucleotides long. RefSeq names its product C-type lectin like 1 (gene CLECL1). Lineage: Eukaryota; Metazoa; Chordata; Mammalia; Primates; Cebidae. The record is from RefSeq and is a predicted model, not a curated record.